AUGGUACCGGGAGCUCAGACGGGAAAAAAGGUAGUGAUGGCUUUUGCUGGUGUCGGUCAGUUCUUUGUGACCUUUGGUGGCACGGAACACGACAGAGAAAUGAAAAAUAAGAAGAGGAAAAUUCUUCUUCUUAUCGACAACUGCACUCUACAUAAUGCACCACCAAAAUUGGAUAACAUUCGUGUGGAAUAUUUCCCACCUAACUGCACAGCUGUACUUCAACCUCUUGACCAAAGUAUCAUCAGAGCUGAUAAUAUCAGUCAAUCAACAAUAACUAACUGUUGGAAACAUGCAACCACAACCAAAGACGCCAAUUCUGUUUCAGAAGUGGCCGAAUAUGAUGAAUCAAAUACGCACGAUAUCCAACAAUCUGAGUUAGAGCAAAUUUGGAUCACCGCAAAAAAGAAAACGUCGCUUCCUGACGACGUGAAUUUAGAAGAUUAUCUCGGUGCCGAUGACAACGUUUUGACAUGUUAUGAACUAACUGAAGUAGACAUCGUUCAAUCCAUUAAAGACAGCAAAGAUGAGGCCACCGAUGAAAGUAGUGGAGACGAAGACGAAGAAGCUGUGAUGGGAAAUGAUGUAAGCAAUGUCACUUCAUCAGAAGCAUUAUCAAGUUUGGAAGUAAUGCGAACAUUCAUUACAUCACAGAGUGAUGUACCAGACUUCAUCUUUACAAACAUUCACCAACUACAAAAUUAUUUACUUUCUAUUAAAACAGCAAACCUUGUUCAAAAGAAAAUUGUUGAUUAUCUAUAA
This is a messenger RNA of Metopolophium dirhodum (rose-grain aphid), 759 nucleotides long. RefSeq names its product tigger transposable element-derived protein 6-like. NCBI's taxonomy places the organism in Eukaryota, Metazoa, Arthropoda, Insecta, Hemiptera, Aphididae. The transcript has 3 exons. Gene Ontology annotation, molecular function: nucleic acid binding. The coding region runs from base 1 to 759 and encodes 252 amino acids. The record is from RefSeq and is a predicted model, not a curated record.